AUGGUAGUGGGGGCAUACUCACGACAAAUCACCAAGGAUAUGAACUUCCUUGUGGUAGAUUGUCCAUCCUUCUACAACGCCAUAAUUGGGAGACCAACUUUGAAUAGUUGGAAGGCCGUUACCUCUACUUACCACUUAUCAAUCAAGUUUCCAACAGAAUACGGGGUAAGGCAGGUACAAGGGGACCAACUGGCAGCAAGAGAAUGUUACCUGGCCAUGUUGGCCAUGGAUGAACAAGUUCAAGCCAUGAAUAUUGAAGAAAAGAAGGUUGUAGCAGAGCCUAUUGAAGCAUUGGAAGACAUUUCCUUAGAUGAAGAUAACCCUGAGAGGUGUACCAGGGUUGGAGCAGAUUUAGAAGAGAAGAUUAAAAAGGACCUCGUCCAGUUUUUGAAGAAAAACAUUGAUGUGUUUGCGUGGAGUCACGAGAAUAUGUCGGAUUUCACUGAUCUGAACAAGGCUUGCCCCAAGGAUAGUUAUCCCCUGCCGCACAUUGACCAGUUAGUAGACUCAACUGCAGGCCACAAAUUGCUUAGCUUCAUGGAUGCCUUUUCGGGAUACAAUCAGAUAAGGAUGGACGAGGCUGACCAAGAGAAGACAUCUUUUGUCACCAGUCAAGGCUUAUUCUGCUAUAAGGACGAGGGAAGGCAUCUAGACGACCUGCAGGAGACAUUUGACACACUGAGACAGGGAAUUGAAGCAAAUCCAGAUAAAAUUCAAGCAAUAUUGGACAUGAAGCCACCGCAAAAUACCAAGGAAAUCCAAUCCCUCACUGGACGAGUUGCCGCGCUUAACAGAUUUGUCUCUAAAGCUACUGAUAAAUGUUUGCCAUUUUUUAAGGUUCUCAAAAAAGCAUUCGAAUGGACCGAUGAGUGUCAGAGAGCUUUCGAAGAUUUGAAGGCAUACCUUACCAUGGCACCACUGCUGCGUCCAUCAGUGGAGGGAGAGGAAUUAUAUUUAUACCUAGCGGUAACCUCGCAUGCCGUGAGCUCAGCAUUGAUAAGAGAGGAAGAUAAAGUGCAAAGACCUGUGUACUAUACAAGCAAGGCAUUGAAAGGAGCGGAAGGACGGUAUCCACAAAUGAAGAAAUUAGCCUUCGCACUGAUCACCGCUUCUAGGAAGCUGAGGCAUUAUUUCCAAACACAUGUCAUUAAUGUCAUGACAGAUCAUCCGCUCAAGAAGGCAAUGAAUAGACCGGAAGCUGCAAGACGAUUAAUCCAGUGGGUUGUAGAGCUCAGUGAGUUUGAUAUUAGGUAUCAACCAAGGCAUGCCAUAAAAGCUCAAGCCCUAGCAGAUUUCAUUGCGGAGUUUACCCCAAGUCAUAAUGAGACAGAAGACAGUAAGAGAUGGGUCAUCCAUGUGGAUGGUUCGUCUACACGACAUGCAGGAGGAAUUGGUGUGGUCCUACAAUCCCCUAAAGGAGAUAAACCGAAACAUAAAGUCCGUCUACAGUACCAAGCAACUAACAAUGAAGUCGAAUAUGAAGCCCUCCUCAAAGGGCUAGAAUUGGCUAAGUUUGUGGAAGCCAAGUCCAUAUGUGUCAUGGGGGAUUCUCAACUGAUCAUGGGGCAAGUAAAUGGAAUGUAUGAAGCGAAGGAAGAACGAAUGAAGAAAUACCUUAGUAGGGUAAUGCGCCUUGUGAAAAGAUUUGAAAAAGCUGACUUCGUUCAAAUCCCAAGGGAGGAGAACGUCGAAGCUGAUACUAUAGCAAAAGAAGCCUCAGCAAAUGAAUCAAUAGACAAGUCAGAUGAAGUUCAAUAUAUGCCAAGUAUAGAUGUCCCGGAAGUACAACAGGUGGAUAACAGAGAAAAUUGGAUGACCCCCAUUAUAUCAUACUUGAAAGACGGACGACUACCAGAAGAGUAG
Molecule: messenger RNA, 1863 nt
Organism: Quercus robur (English oak)
Lineage: Eukaryota; Viridiplantae; Streptophyta; Magnoliopsida; Fagales; Fagaceae
Exons: 4
Coding region: 1-1863 (620 amino acids)
Molecular function (GO): nucleic acid binding; RNA-DNA hybrid ribonuclease activity
Source: RefSeq, a predicted model, not a curated record